Messenger RNA from Marasmius oreades (fairy-ring Marasmius), 690 nucleotides. RefSeq lists its product as uncharacterized. The record is from RefSeq and is a predicted model, not a curated record. The transcript has 2 exons. NCBI's taxonomy places the organism in Eukaryota, Fungi, Basidiomycota, Agaricomycetes, Agaricales, Marasmiaceae. The coding region runs from base 3 to 656 and encodes 217 amino acids.
CUAUGGUUUUCCCAACCGUCGUCGUCUUCUCGAAAUCUUGUGCUGCUAUCGGCCUUACCAGUUCAAUGUCACCCGAAGUUCUCGCAGAGAGACUUAUUAUUGCAAUGUCGCUCUCACGCAUACGUCUCUCGAUCAGCUUCUUUGAACUAUUCAUGAGCAACGUUUCUGACUACCUAUCUGGGACUCGAAACGUUGCGACAGCGCUCACGAACGGAAGGAUAGCGGGAAGAACGACUGGAAAUUCUCCGCAACAGUUUUGGCCGACUUUGCUACUUGGGAUUUCCGGUCAUUGUGGGCAAAGUUGUACAUCUAGCGUCAUUUCUCCCUCUUUGCCAAGUCUUCCUCCUUCAUCGGCCGAUGCUGAAUGUCUCUCAAACGCAGAGGAGCACUCCGUUUCCAAGCCAUCAAGCGUCCCGCUGUUACGCGAUCCUGGUGCAUAUGAGGGCCAAGGUCAGCUGUCUUUGUUCGGCCUAUUUUCGUUUGCAACGACAGCGAAUCCUGCUAAGUUAAAACUAUGUGGGCGCCGCUUGAGCGGAGCUUAUCCUCGCGACGCUUUCCGUCUUCUCCAUCCGUUUGUAGGCCGCAUGCAGUUCUCACAUGCACAGAUUAAAAAUGGAUACAUAUACAUUUCGUAUGGAAUCAGAAUAGAUCGAUGAGGGAGUAACCACGGACAGCCACAUUUCAUCCCAG